AACGGCUGUAAGCCUAUAACACGACGAGCAGCAAAGUCCAAAAAUAUUGAGCAGCCUCAAUCAGAGUACGUCCAGCUAGCGACUCAACUGAAUAUCUAUCAUGCAAUAAGCAUGAGUGCGACGCACAAUCGCUCUCAUGCUUCUUCUUAUAACCCCUCGGCGACCACCUCCCAAUGAUUUUUUGGUUGAUUCUUUCACAACAUCGGCUUCCUAUAAACCAUCUCUCUACUCAAAGUCGUCAGAAUCGGAUCAGGUUCUUAGCCGCAGCCAUGUCGUCCCCCUCGUCAUCGCCUGACACCUCCGACGUCGACGUUUCUGACGGCCCCGGGCCGGCCAGCUCAAACCUCACGCUGCUGUACAUCAUCAUCGCCGUCCUCGCCGGCGUCCUGCUGUACCUGGCCGUCCGCUACGGCCGUUCGCUCCUGGCCGAGUGGCGCGCUCUCCACGGCGACGGCCCGCCUACCGACACCCACCUCGGGCUGAGCAUGGAGGACAUCGCCGCGCUCCCCACGUUCACGUACAGGGCGCGAGCGGCACCGACGCCAUCGCCACAGGGCAGCUGGGGCGGCAAGAGGAGGAGCGGCAGCAAGGGGAGAGCGGCGUCGGCGUCGGUGGAGUGCGUGGUGUGCCUGCAGGAGCUGGAGGACGGCGACGUGGUGCGCGUGCUGCCGGCGUGCAGGCACUUCUUCCACGUCAGCUGCAUCGACGCCUGGCUGCGGGCGCACUCGUCCUGCCCGGUGUGCCGCGCGCACCCGGAGCCGGAGCGCGUGCGGCCGGGCGAGGCUGCCAUGUCGCCGCCGCUACCGCAGCUGCGCCGCUGCGACGUGUCGCCCGAACGGCCUACGGCGACGAGGAUCUUCGCGGACUUCUUGGCACGGUCGCCGCUGAGGAUCGGAGGCUCGACGAGCGGGUCUAAGGAGAGGGUCGUGUCCAGGUCGCCGUCACCGGCGCCCAUGGUGCGUGACUACGUCCUGUCGAGGUCUCCGUCGCGGACGCCGCUGACGCAUGGGAUGGUGGACGAGCGGUGUUCGUUGUCGCAGUCGCCGCCCCAGAUGCUAGAGGUUGUGGUGGUUCGGUCGCCUUCUCCGAUGAGGUUCGGACGUCAGCCUACGCCGACGUGCGUUGGCGUGUUGGAACGCACGGAUGCGAGCAUGUCGGCAUCGCCAUCCCCGCCGGUGACAUUUAGAGCGGGAUCGACUUCUAAAUUGUCACCACAAGUGCCAUAUUAAGUAUGUACAGCAAAUGCUACAUUGCCUACUACUGUCCAUCAUUCAGUUGCAGAGUCUGCAUUAAGAUAGAAUGACCAAUUAAUGGCACAGUCACCAUUGCUUCGAGGUGCAUUUUUGGAGCUUGUCAUCCGAUUCUUAGUGACUGAUCAUUUUGCUGCAAAGAAUGUAAAUAUUCAGUGUCGAGCAUGUUUGACGAAGACAGACCAAAGCGCCAUUGAAGCUUUCUUUC
Lolium perenne is the source of this 1458-nucleotide messenger RNA. RefSeq lists its product as uncharacterized. The record is from RefSeq and is a predicted model, not a curated record. Lineage: Eukaryota; Viridiplantae; Streptophyta; Magnoliopsida; Poales; Poaceae.